CCUGCUCCACACAGAGGUAAGCCACCUCACUUACAGGCUGUCAGACAACACAGACCUGCGCGCCGAAAUUUCUAAUGCAGGUGUAUUCUUCUCUGGCUCUUCUCUGCACCUUAAUGGCAGCUAUAGUGGCACUAUCAGCCUGCUAUCCUGCAAUCACCGCCGACACGGUCCGGAUCAUGGCCAGGACUGCUGUGGGCAGAAUCAAAAAGAUCAAAGAUGAGCACUUCCAGAUGUCACCUGAAAUUGACUUUGGCCCUGAAACUGACACACCAAUCGAGGGGUUGACCUCCAUUUUGACGCAUCUCGGCUACCUGCAGAUGAGGCUCCAAGUGCCCCCGGCCCACCACCUGAGGCAGCUCCAGGCAGACCUAGAGACUUUGCUCAAUAAUCUGGAGAGAAUGGCCGUCUCUCAGGGCUGCCCACUGCCCAAGCCUGGAAGUAACCUACACAAAGACGAGACUGCGUUCCCCAUCACAUCCAACUACCUGUGCCUGCUGGAGCUGCAGCGGUACCUGGAGAAGCUCUGCUUGAACCUGGACAAGUUAAAAUCUUGCUGAAAGUCAAAGUAGCAGCACACAUGUUAAGCUUUGGAAA
This is a messenger RNA of Colossoma macropomum (tambaqui), 594 nucleotides long. It is a transcript of the gene lepb, whose product is annotated as leptin b. Gene Ontology annotation, biological process: signal transduction. Gene Ontology annotation, molecular function: hormone activity. Lineage: Eukaryota; Metazoa; Chordata; Actinopteri; Characiformes; Serrasalmidae. The record is from RefSeq and is a predicted model, not a curated record. The coding region runs from base 75 to 557 and encodes 160 amino acids. Gene Ontology annotation, cellular component: extracellular region. The transcript has 3 exons.